AUGGCUUCUGCUCCUCGAAAAUUGAAUUUCAUCACGGGUAACAAAAACAAAUUGGCGGAAGUGAGGGCAAUCUUGGGCAGUGUCGUCGAGGUUGAUAACCAGGCUGUCGAUGUGCCCGAAAUACAGGGAACCAUUGAAGAAAUUGCCAAGGAAAAAUGCAGACGUGCAGCAGAGGUGGUUGGGGGGCCUGUCUUGACGGAGGACACGGCUCUUGAGUUUCGCGCGCUGAAGGGCCUGCCGGGUCCAUACAUCAAACAAUUCCUUGAUGCACUAGGUCACGAAGGAUUGAAUAAGUUGCUCGACUCGUUCGAGGACAGGACGGCCGAAGCCGUGUGCACAUUUGCAUUCUGCUCUGGGCCCGGCUCCGAGAUUCUUUUGUUCCAGGGAAGAACAGAGGGUACCAUUGUAAGGCCCAGAGGGCCCACGAACUUUGGUUGGGAUCCAAUCUUCCAAUACGAAACCCACACAUACGCCGAGAUGGAGAAGGAGGAGAAGAACAAAAUCUCUCACAGAUAUAAAGCUCUGGUCAACCUACAGCAGUGGUUGACCAAUGGACAAUCCUAA
Aspergillus melleus is the source of this 564-nucleotide messenger RNA. It is a transcript of the gene HAM1, whose product is annotated as non-canonical purine NTP pyrophosphatase. Gene Ontology annotation, molecular function: nucleoside triphosphate diphosphatase activity. Lineage: Eukaryota; Fungi; Ascomycota; Eurotiomycetes; Eurotiales; Aspergillaceae. Gene Ontology annotation, biological process: nucleoside triphosphate catabolic process. The coding region runs from base 1 to 564 and encodes 187 amino acids. Gene Ontology annotation, cellular component: cytoplasm. The transcript has 6 exons. The record is from RefSeq and is a predicted model, not a curated record.